CGGGCGGUACGUUAAUGUUGUUGAUGUUCCGGCGCAGGGAGUUGGGUUUCUUUCUCCGGCUGAGUGAGAGGCUGAACUUUCCAGGCCGCCUCCUGCCCCGCCGGGCCCGGCCCCUCGCAGGGGGAGGCGGCAGGCGGAGGGGGCCGAGCCGAGGGGAGGGGGCAGAGGCAAGCGGGCGUCUCCUGCCCAUGAGGGCCUGAUGGAAAACACAAAGGACCUGAGUCUCCCCUCUUGUGUGAAAACCCCUGGGGAAGAGGCUAUGGACAAAACCAUUGGCACACAGCAGAAACUGGCUUCAGACAAAAUGCUGUCAUACAUAGCAAAUGAAGAGACAGGAAAAAACAUUUCUGUAAUUUUCCAGCAGAGAUUUUACUUAUAAUAAGAGUGGAAGGCACAUUUCCAGAUAGAGACAGAACAUACUUCACGAGCAGAAAGGAAAAGACGCGAUUCAUUCGGGAUGUUUGACGGUUAUGAUAGUUGUAGUGAGGACACGAGCAGCAGCUCCAGUUCAGAAGAGAGUGAAGAGGAGGUUUCUCCUUUGCCAUCCAGUCUCCCAAUCAUAAAGAAUAAUGGACAGGUCUAUACUUAUCCAGAUGGCAAGUCUGGCAUGGCUACAUGCGAGAUGUGUGGAAUGGUUGGUGUCCGUGACGCUUUUUACUCUAAAACAAAACGCUUUUGCAGUGUGUCGUGCUCUAGAAGCUACUCAUCGAACUCCAAGAAGGCCAGCAUUCUGGCCAGACUUCAGGUAGCGGGUAAACCUCCAACAAAGAAGGCUAAAGUUCUACAAAAACAACCUUUAGUGGCUAAAUUAGCAGCAUACGCUCAGUACCAAGCAACUUUACAAAACCAGGCAAAGACUAAAGCAGCUGUCCCUGUGGAAGGCUUCAGCUGGGGUAACUACAUCAAUAGCAAUAGCUUUACAGCAGCUCCUGUUACCUGCUUUAAACACGCACCUAUGGGGACAUGCUGGGGUGACAUCUCAGAAGGAGUGCGAGUGGAGGUUCCAAACACUGACUGCAGCCUACCUACCAAAGUCUUCUGGAUAGCUGGAAUUGUAAAAUUAGCAGGCUACAAUGCUCUGCUAAGAUACGAAGGCUUUGAAAAUGACUCAAGUCUUGACUUCUGGUGCAAUGUUUGUGGAUCUGACAUCCACCCAGUUGGUUGGUGUGCAACCAGUGGGAAGCCUUUAGUCCCUCCUCGAACCAUCCAACACAAAUACACAAACUGGAAAGCUUUUCUAGUGAAACGACUUACUGGUGCCAAAACACUUCCUCCUGACUUUUCUCAGAAGGUGUCAGAGAGCAUGCAGUACCCCUUCAAAACUUCCAUGCGAGUAGAAGUCGUUGACAAAACGCACCUUUGUCGAACAAGGGUAGCGGUUGUGGAAAGUGUCAUUGGGGGACGGUUACGGUUGGUGUAUGAAGAGAGUGAAGACAAAACUGAUGACUUCUGGUGCCAUAUGUACAGUCCGCUCAUUCAUCAUAUCGGUUGGUCUCGAAGUAUAGGACACAGAUUUAAAAGAUCUGAUCUUACAAAGAAACAGGAGGGACAUUUUGAUGCACCCCCACACUUAUUUAUGAAGGUAAAAGAGGUUGACGCAGCUGGAGAAUGGUUUAAAGAGGGAAUGAAAUUGGAAGCUAUAGACCCCUUAAACCUUUCAGCAAUAUGUGUGGCAACUAUUAGAAAGGUUUUAGCAGAUGGCUAUCUUAUGAUUGGGAUUGAUGGCUCAGAAGCAGCAGAUGGCUCUGAUUGGUUUUGUUACCAUGCCACUUCCCCUUCUAUUUUCCCUGUUGGUUUCUGUGAAAUUAACAUGAUUGAACUAACUCCACCCAGAGGUUAUGCAAAACUCCCUUUUAAAUGGUUUGACUACCUCAGGGAAACGGACUCAAUAGCAGCACCUGUAAAGCUCUUCAAUAAGGAAGUUCCAAACCACGGGUUUCACGUAGGAAUGAAACUAGAGGCGGUUGAUCUGAUGGAACCUCGCCUGGUAUGUGUGGCCACAGUAACUCGCAUCAUCCAUCGGCUUUUGAGGAUACACUUCGAUGGGUGGGAGGAUGAAUAUGAUCAGUGGGUGGAUUGCGAGUCCCCAGACCUGUAUCCAGUGGGAUGGUGUCAGCUCACUGGGUACCAGCUGCAGCCUCCAGCGCCACAAUCGUCAAGAGAUAGCCAGUCGAGUUCGUCAAAACAGAAGAAAAAAGCUAAAUCGCAACAGUACAAAGGACAUAAGAAAAUGUCUUCAUUGCAGCUGAAGGAGGAGCUGCUGGAUGGAGAGGAGUACGGGUUCCUCCAAGGAGCGUCCGACCAGGAGAGCAACGGAUCUGCCGGUUACUACAUCAAACAGGAACCGUGAGGCAGCUCCGCACUUUGGGGCAGAGCGACUCUGUGAUUCUGUGCUGGCGAUGGCAAAAGAGCCUUUUCUCCAACACCGACUGACUCAUGUUCCCACUUGGCUGGUACAGUUCAGGUGACUGUACCCGGGGCACUUUGACUGUAGACGAGUUAGACUCAGUUCAGAAUUUUUUGGAAGGGCGGGGAAACUAUUUUAGUGACAAAGAUUUUUUCAAUUUAUUAAAAAAAAAAAAAACAAAUGGACACUUUUGUGUUGUAUUUGAAGCUUUUGAAAGAAUUUUGUAAUAUUUUCAAGUUCAGAUUUAUUGUGCAUUGUUAACAAGAACUGAAAUUCUAAUUUUUUGGUAAGAUUAAAGUUUAAUUAGCAUGAUUGUGGGAAGCGGUUGGAGGAAGAUAUAGUUGCAAAUACAAAUGAACUGUCAUAACAAAUGAACCUUUUUGGUACAAGUUGGGAGACUUUUAGACUCUUGUGAACUGCACUGGUCACGCCUCUGUUUUUUUUUAUUGUGAAAAUAAGGCAUUUAGGCCCUAAUUUAGAGGCAUAAAUGGUAUGUGGAAGAUAGUCCUGUAAAGCUCUACUCAGUGAGUAGCCCCAAUUGCAACGGAGCCAUCACCUGAGGAAGAUUUUAACUUUUCAAGAUGUUUUUAUUUAGUUUAAAAUACUUUUUUUAUAUAUAUAUUUUUUCUUUUUUAAAGUUCCUUAGGGUCUGAUUCAGUGCCCAUUAACAUCGGCCGCCUUGUCUGCAUUGACUGCAGUGGGCAUUGGAUUGGGACUGAAAAGCUCUUGUCUGUCCAUGACUCUCUGUGCUCUUGGGAGGCUCCAGCAAACGCCUACAGAGCCCUGCGCCAAACUGGAAUUCAGGGAACUCCCCUCUUGGAAGAGUCAUUUUAGCUACCAACAGUAGCUCGGACCUCCCUUGGUCAUGGGAAGGUAUUUCUGAGCAUUCUUCUAUUUUUUGCUGUUCAGAAAGACCUAGGUGUUUCCUUACCAUCUGAAAUCCUCCAAACAUUCAAAACUGAUGUUCCACAUGGUUUCAGGUGAGCUAAAAGGAGCCAUACGUGGUGGAUUACAAGUAAUGGUUUGGUUCUGCACAGCCUGCAAUAUUCUUUUCUUGCUGCAAUAGUGUGAAAUGGAAGUUGAGACUUGAGAACAGUAUAUACAUCAUAUACUGUCUAGUGUAUAACUCAAACUGGAUUUGUUUAUUGUCUGCAAUCCCUGUGUCUCACUUCAAGCAUCCUAUUAUUAGCCCCAUUUGCUUAACUGUCCAGAUUUUUUAAAGGCAAAAGUCAUGUAAAAGAGUGAAAAUGACUACCAGUAAAACACCAAGUAUUUUAGCAGGAACUCUUAAUAAUUUGGAUUUUAUCUUUCCAUAUUUUUAAACUUUGUGCUUUUUUGUAAACGAUGAGUUGAUGAGUAGAAGAGUCGAUGAGCCCUGCAGAGCUGUGACUGGAACAACGUGCACCAAGAGCUUUAGCUUUUACCAGUAAGGUUCAUUAACUAAACUCUCAGGAAUUAACUGCGUAUGUUCUGUAAGUGCUGCCGGGUCUUAGCAGGUCCCCCUCAGAGCAGUACAGUCAUCAUCUGACUCUUGACCAUAAAUUAGGGCUUAAAAAAAGUUAAACUGAUUAAUGUCUGUGUUCCUACAGCCUAAGAAAUGCUUUAAGGAUAUAAACCCACAGAGCCCCAGGAGACCAUUUUUGUAUAUUGUUGUUUGAGCUUAAAAAAGAAAUGCAUAGAAAGUUGAAAACCAGCAAUUUGAUUAUUUUCUAAAAUAUUGCUCUAACUUUGGGUACAUAGCAUUGGUGAUAUGCACAGGUUUACCUCAUUCUAUGCAAGAGGGGUUAGUUAUGUAAAGUUUUGUAUUUACUACUGGAAGUAACAAAUGUCCUGUAUAGUGUAGGAAUGUCUGGAAUUCUUUUUUCCCUUACUGGUAAAAUUUCUUAAAUAAUGACCCCUUCUUAACAACAACUUCUUCUAUUGACGGAAUCUGGUUAUCGGGUUAUAAGUAUCUGUAACUUCAGGUGGUAAAGACAUUUUAGCUCUCUAAAAUAGCCAUAAAAAGGACUUUGUCAGGCUUGGUAGACUUCAAAUACAUUCUCUUGGAUUGUGACCCACCCAUGUUUCUUUUGAACAGCCUGGAUUGGAGAAGUAGCAUUAGAGACCAUUAUAAUGACACUUUGAGCCUUGAUUAUUUUUUUCCUGUGUUUUCCAUUUAACUCGCUGUAAAAUCCAGCUCUGCAAGCAUUGAUUUGGUUUGGUAAGUACAUCACUACUGGAUUUUUUCUUUAAUGCAACAACUUGCAGAUUGUCCCAGUGAACCGAAACAAGGUGGGCACAGUCGUAAUUUCUUCUCUCAUCAAUAGUUCCUGAAUUCAUUAGAAAAAACUGUUGUGUUCGUGUUUCAUAAUGUGAAAAUCUGGGCUAGUGAUGGGCAAGGUGUGUUGCCAAGCUGUGAAACCUCAGGCUCCUGUGCUUUGCCCAGACUCAGAACGUUGUUUUUCAGUCAUACCUGAUUUCCGAGUUAUAGUCAAGAGGCAAAUUAGCACUUAAGUUGAACACGCUUGCUGUGUUGGAGAAAUGUAAGAAUCAGAUUUAAAGUCUGUCAGUCUUUAUAAUGUUCUUAAAAAAAAAAAAACAUGUAUUUUAUUCCUUAAACACUAAAGUCUGUGAGUCAACUUGCAUUCUCAGACACACAUGUGACUUGUGUGAAAUUUCUCUUGUGUUUCUGAAUUCAAACUAUACCUAAAUUGUAUAAUUGUCAAGCGCAGUGAAAUCCGUCCUAAGCAAACCGUGUGCUUAGCGGAGGUUUAAGGAAAACCUGAGCAAAAUUCUAGGUGUAUUUGGAGGGGUCUCUUUGCAGAGUGGGCACCUCCGGGCCGGGGUGUCUGCGGGGGCUUCGCUGUGUUUGUGAAGCGCGGGUUGGUGAGGCGGCUCGAGGCACCGGCACCGCACGUUCCUGAGCCGCGUUCCUUGGCUAAACGAGCAGCAAACGCUGGACACCUGGAGUCCUCAACGGGGUCCAACUCACUCCAGGAUUUGGCAAAACAGGUUUUUAUAACCGUAAGGUGGCGCAGGUUGCGUACCUGACUCUGCGGCUUCUUUUACUGCCCCAAAUCUCUCUGCCGAUCUUUGAUUUUUUUUAUGUUAUUUUAAAUACAACUCGUUAACCUUUCCCUUGCUGCGUCUGAGGAAAGCAAAGCAGUUACCGAUUCCUUGUUCUACGGAUACUAACACGGGUUUCAGUGUUUGUUUGUUGGUUUUUUUAAUUGUUGUUUUAUGUGAUGUGAAUACCCUCUCCUGUCAAUAUUUGUACGAUGGUGCUAAUAUAUUUGGUAACAAUCCUUUAUUGGGAAGGGAUUUGAAAAAACUGUGACUUAAACUGAAUUUUUCUUCCUUUUAAUUUUCAUAUUUAAAACAAAAAGCCACAGCCAUUUUUACAAAAAAAAAAAAAGGCAUCUGCUUUGGCCCCUGGGAAAAUGUUGGGGCGGGAAUCAAAAUUAAAACAAAUGGGGUUUUUACAUCAUUUCUGUAUGUAUUUGAUAUAUAGAUCAAUAUCUGUACAAAUUUAAUCUUUUAUUUUCUUGGUAAUUUGUGUGGUCAAUGAGAGAGUUAUUUAAAGCUUUCUCAUGCAAUGUACAUAACUACGUGAAAAGAAAACCGCUUUUGGAGAAGUUAAUGUUACUUUCAUUUUUACGAGACUGCAGAUUUUCAGCAUGGAUGUGAAAAGCAUUAAAAUUAUAACUUUGUGUACAAGAUGAAAAUAAUUCACUAAAUCUGCCUUUUUUUACACAAAAUAAAAAAAGAUAAAAAGUC
Molecule: messenger RNA, 6163 nt
Organism: Columba livia (rock pigeon)
Lineage: Eukaryota; Metazoa; Chordata; Aves; Columbiformes; Columbidae
Gene: MBTD1
Product: mbt domain containing 1
Exons: 17
Coding region: 458-2350 (630 amino acids)
Biological process (GO): negative regulation of DNA-templated transcription
Cellular component (GO): nucleus
Molecular function (GO): chromatin binding; zinc ion binding
Source: RefSeq, a predicted model, not a curated record